Messenger RNA from Didymella exigua CBS 183.55, 1600 nucleotides. RefSeq lists its product as uncharacterized. The transcript has 5 exons. NCBI's taxonomy places the organism in Eukaryota, Fungi, Ascomycota, Dothideomycetes, Pleosporales, Didymellaceae. The record is from RefSeq and is a predicted model, not a curated record. The coding region runs from base 163 to 1248 and encodes 361 amino acids.
CUUGCGGUGACAGCUCUCGUGGGUUUUCCUGCGUGUUUGUUGCCCCUUCACCGCAAGGUCUCAUUGUCGACCCCGCAGAUUCACGGCCCCGGAUAUGUCCUUAAACUUCUUUUUAAUAACGGGCAAUUCUGACGCUAGCACAUUGCCGUGAAUUGUAUCAACAUGAUCGUCAAAGCAGAAUCUCCACCCGCCGAUGACUUCAGGGAGUUCCACCUGUCGUUCCUCGACCAAAACAACGUUCGAGUUUACACUCAAACAUUAUGCAUCUUCCCUUUCCCUGACCAGAAUAACGCUGAGGCUGCCAUUCGGGCUCUCGACGAUGGAUUACGCCUGACGCUUCAGAGGUUUCCUUUUCUCGCCGGCAUGCUCAGCCUCGUCGACAACAGAUCAGGCAGGCUCCAGCUCCAGUACCCCGUCAACGUCAUGAAUCGUGCGGCGACAGAAGGUCUAUUCUCGGCCAAGCAGAUCUCCAUCGGCGAUUUCAAUCGCCCUUACGAGGAGCUCAAAAGGGCCGGCAUGCCGCCGAGCGCGUUCAAGAGUACCACGUUUCUUCCAGACGACUUCUCGAACUACCCUGCUGUCCCUGCCAGCGGCGAGGGCAUCUGCAGCUUCGAGCUUGGCGAGGCUCCGGCGAUGAGGGUGCAGGCAUGUUUCAUCCCCGGCGGACUCGUCCUGAGCAUCUAUGUCCACCACAGUGUUCUCGACUUUCAUGGCAUCUCGACUUUCUGGGAAUCGUUCUCUGCGAACGUUUCUUACGUCGCACGGACGCAUGGUUCCAGGGAUCUGGAUCAAGUGCCUCUAAGCAUAGCCGACUAUCAAUCUUCGCUUCGAGUCAAGCUUGACGAGCGUGUAUCCUACAAGGGAACGCAAGAGCCAACCGCCGACUGCUACUGCAAAGGCAGCUACAAAUACAAGAAGACCUUGCCUGACGACACCGAAUGUACGCAACGAUUAUUCGUUCUGCCUGCAGCCCGCAUUCGCGAAUACCGUGAACGUCUGCGGCCAUACUUGCCAGCAUCCUCGCCCCCCACACUGUGCAAUGUUCUUGCUGCUCUGGUAUGGACACAUGUUACACGCGCGAGAGGAACCCGAUUAUUAGAGCACGGCCUUGCACAGACUAACUGUGGUAUCGCUACCGACCUGCGCAGGAGAUGGCGGCCCCCCGUCGGUGCCGACUACACGGGCAACUGUGCGUUGUUCUCCAAAUGCACAGCCGAGAUCUCGGAUCUGACAACGGAGGAUCGGUGAGUAUUUCUAUCCCGCGUUUAUCGAUCCGUGCACCUCAUACCUGCAUACCUGCAUGGUGUUCAUGGUCUAGAAUAAGCGCUACCCCGAUUCGUCGUAGAUCCCCCAAGCUGACGAGCGAUGCAGUGUAACCGACACCACUAUUCUUCACGUCAUCAGGAAGAUCAAGGGCACAAUCGCGAGUGUAAACAACGACUGGAUCGACCGUCACUUUGCCUUCUUCAAGGGUCUUGACGAGAUCGAGGACACAGAAUGUGCUUUGGCCCUCAAGUUCGGCUCCGAUUGCUAUAUCACCUCGUGGCUGAACUUUGGUGCCGACUACUGCUGGGGCAUUCCUGGCACCGACCUCGCGGAG